AUUAAAUAAUCAAAUAUGUGGGAAUUUUUUUGUUUAACUGUUUUAAUAUGUGAUUGGAUGAAUCUAUUUAUUGCUUUAUUAAUAUGAAAUCUGAUUGAUUAAAUUUGAAGAUACGAUAUUUUAUUUAUAAUCUCUUGUAUAUGGUUUUAACAUGUAUUAUUUUUGUAUGAUGGAAUAUCAUAUGAACAAGGAUCUGAGAGCUCAUUUGGGAAAAGUUACGACAUAUUGUAACUUUUUCAGCUAUGCGACAGUGAUUGAGGGGUUGGGCGAGGAGCACAUCGACAUACUCCAUCGAUCGUUUUUAUGGUCUUUCUAUCCGUUGAUAGACAAGUAGUUCUCUAGGCAGAUUUUUGAUUUCUUAUUACUCCAACUGCUUAAAUUAGUCGAUGGCGAUCAGCUUUAUUUUGCUAUGGGGGACGGGAAGGUAUCAAGAUUCUCGAUCCUUGAAUUUGCUCUCAUUACAGGCUUGAGAUGUGUUGGAGAAGAAGAAGCGAGAGCUCGUAUUAUACUAAAUAAAAGGUUAUUGGAUUUAUAUUUUGGAAGUAAAGGGUCGGUUACACCAUCACAGUUAGAGAACGCAUUUAGGAGAUGCGAUCACAUGGUAGACAAGCUGAAGUUAGGAUUGGUGUAUAUAUUGGAGAGUAUAUUGAGGUGUUGACAUCGUAGGACGUCGAUUGACCUUUUUUCAUUGGAUGUUGUUGAUGAUAUCGAUACUUUCAACAGCUUUUCAUGGGGUUGGAGAUGUUGCACCGAUACUCUUCACGUAUUCAGGAAGGUACAUACUGUGCCGAAAUCGGAGAGGGGCGAGUGAAAUAUGAUGUAUAUAGCUUUUGCAUGGCUUUGCAGUUGUGGGCAUAUGAGGCUUUCUCUGCAUUGAGUAGCAAAAGGGCGAUCAGAAGGGAGGCCAGCUGCCCACGAAUGCUUCAUUGGCGAGCACAUGAGAAGCCAUUGGCUAAAGAUUUGACAGCUAUCCUCGACGAUUCUCAGCUCGAAGUUCAUGCUGAGUUGGUUGUUUCGAUAGAAGAGGAGGAUCAAAUAUAUGUACGUGAAUUACAUGUUUCACCUACUGAAAACGAUCCAGUGUUUGAAUCCGUUCCGAAUAGAAAUAGGAGAUAGCUAUACCAUCGACUGUAUGACCGUGCCCAAUGCUAAAAAGUGGUUCGAAAAUGUACUGACGACCUCAGCUUGGCUCGUCAAUAAUCAUAUCGACUUGGUUAUGGAAUUGUUAUGUGAUCGGGCUCGAAGAUACCCGAGAUCUUAUAACAGUCUUAGUCAAGUUAUCACGAUCUCCUAAGCAAGGGAAAUGAAUUUGUUCUGUCUAAGUACAUGCUGGAGUGGGUGAUUGGGCUACAGCUGAGGUGGGAAAAGUCGUGGAUGGAUUGUACACAUAUGUACAUUCCAGUGAUCGCGAACUCAUACUGUUUUUCAGUGGAGAUCAUAUUUGCUAUGAUGGCUAGUCAUGCGAUGAUUCGAGUAAAUGACGAUGGCAAGACAAGAAAGAUCGGGCAACUAUGGCUUAUUUGCAAUAAAGUACAUAGAGUUUUUGAGCAUUGUUCGUAAUGUUGAUACAAUAAAUCAGUCUUGGAUUGAUAUGUGGAGGCAUAAAUUAGCUUGCCUUGUAUGAAUAUAACUGUGAUCCUUAGUGCAUUGUAUAUUAUUUUAUUAAAAUGUGAAUGUUGUUUACUUCA
Molecule: messenger RNA, 1688 nt
Organism: Olea europaea var. sylvestris
Lineage: Eukaryota; Viridiplantae; Streptophyta; Magnoliopsida; Lamiales; Oleaceae
Exons: 6
Coding region: 730-1116 (128 amino acids)
Source: RefSeq, a predicted model, not a curated record